Opisthocomus hoazin is the source of this 843-nucleotide messenger RNA. Lineage: Eukaryota; Metazoa; Chordata; Aves; Opisthocomiformes; Opisthocomidae. The record is from RefSeq and is a predicted model, not a curated record.
AUGCUGGAGAAAUGGGCUGAAAGGAAUCUUGUGAAGUUCAGCAAAGGGAAGUUCAAAGUCCUGCUCCUGGGAAGUGACAACCCCAGGCAGCAGGACAAGCUGGGGAUCGGCCAGCUCAAGAGUAGCUUUGCAGUAAAGGACCUGGGGGUCCUGGUUGCCAGCAAGCUGACCGGGAGCCAGCAACGUGUCCUUACGACAAAAAACACCAACAGCCCCCUGGGCUGCAUCAGGCAGAGCUUGGCCAGCAGCUCAAUGGAGGUGACCCUUCCCCUCCAUGCAGUCCUGGUGAGACACGUCUGGAGUGCUGCAUCCAGCUCUGGGCUGCCUGCUCCUGGAGGAGUAUCGUUAGUUGUCCCACAACCCAACAUCAACGCAACCGUGGCACAAAACAUCUUGCUCUCCGUUGAAUACUCUUGCAGAGGCGCCGCCACCGUUGAGUGGAAGCAUGUGUCGAGCUGGGGCACCACCAAAAUUGUUGAGUGGAAAAGUGGGAAUUAUGUCAAUAUAUCCGCGGUGUACAAGGACAGAGUGACUACUUUUGAAAAUGGCUCUAUACAGCUUCGGAACGUGGGCAUGAGAGAUGCCGGCUACUAUUUUGUCACUGUAACAGAGGAGUAUGGAACCAACACCUACGGCACCAUCAUAGUCAACGUUUAUGAGAUUAUCUAUGAAGAUUUACAUUUUGUAGCAGUUCUCUUUGCAUUUCUCGCUGCAGUAUCUGCCAUUUUGAUCUGCUUCAUGUGGCUGUGUAAUAAAUCUCUGCAUCUAUUCCAGAAGUCGACGACACACAAACUAACAGCAAGUACAACUGAAGAGAUUGAACUGGAAACCAUUGAGUGUUAG